CUCAGCACCGCGGACAGCUCCAGUCUCCUGCCUCUGGACUGCAGGGAAGCGACGAUAAUGCACAGCUGGAUGAAGGAAAAAAAAAAUCAAAUCAAUCCAUAGAUUGACCUCCAGUUAUCACUGCCAUCGCACAGCAUCUUGUUUUUGUCCCCUCUUCCUCUCCUCGAUGGACUCGUUUCCCGGCCUGACUGUGGAGUCCAACCGCGUUUAACUGCAUUGCCUCUGCGUCUCCAGUGUUUUCCCCCUCCUUCCCUCCCUGUUACUGGCAACCAAAGUGCUUUCUUUUUUUUGGCGAGGGGAGAAGUGGAUCGACCUGCUCGAAGUUCCUCUGAUCGCUUCUGCUCAUGCUCGGCUCCCCGGUUUGUGUUAAGGAGUGGGGUUUCUCUCCGAGCCCGGGAGUGGAUGUUACUUUAGGAUGCAGAAGGAAGAGGAAGUUGAGUAGUUUCGGCUCCGUCGGAAUAUGAGAUAAGCGACCUGCAUCUGCAACAUUGGCUCCAAAACCCCUCAGAUCAGAGUGGCUCAGACGCAAUCUUUGUCUGUGUGUGUGUGGACAACAGCCAGCAAACAAGAUGAGGUGCCUCUAUGACUUUCUAAAUUGCACGUAAGAGAGAGAAACAACACAGAGUGGUUCUUUUUAUUCUGCUACUGCUGCAGGAAGCGACGUUUUCUUUCUCCGGCUGCCCAAACGAGUUUUGCAUCUGAGAGGAGACUCUGGGAAAUCAAAGAAAGCCUAAUUUCUCUCUACACCUAAUAUACAACAAAUAGAAAAUGAAGAAGUUCCGGAAGGUGUUGGACGGCUUGACCACCUCCUCUCCGGGAGGCACUAUGGGAUCCCCAUCGUCCGGCAGCGCGGCCGGGACCCCCACCGCGGCGCCAACUCCUAAGGAAAUCGACAUCCAGGAGACCCUUGUGUCAGAAAACUUUCAGAUGUGUAAGACGGUGCGUCACGGUUUCCCUUACCAGCCAACUGCUUUGGCCUUUGACCCCGUGCAGAAGAUCCUGGCCAUCGGCUCCAGGACAGGCGGCGUGCGGAUACUGGGACGACCCGGAGUGGACUGCUACUGUCAGCAUGAGAGUGGAUCAGCUGUUCUUCAACUGCAGUUCCUCAUCAAUGAGGGGGCGCUGGUCACAGCCUGUGCAGAUGACACGCUUCACUUGUGGAAUCUCCGUCAGAGGCGACCGGCUGUCCUCCAUUCACUCAAAUUCAACAGAGAGAGGAUCACGUUUUGCCACCUUCCCUUUCAGAGUAAAUGGCUGUACGUGGGGACAGAGCGCGGAAACACACACAUCGUCAACAUCGAGUCCUUCAUUCUGUCUGGAUACGUCAUCAUGUGGAACAAGGCAAUAGAACUAUCAACUAAAACUCAUCCAGGCCCUGUGGUUCAUUUGAGUGACUGCCCAAAGGACGAAGGCAAGUUGCUUAUAGGGUUUGAGAGCGGGAUGAUCGUACAGUGGGACCUGCGGGGCAAGAAGGCCGACUUCAGAAUCUGCUACGAUGAGGCCAUCCAUUCAGCCGGCUGGCAUCACGAAGGCAAGCAGUUCAUGUGCAGUCACUCAGACGGCAGCCUGUCCAUGUGGAACCUCAGAAACACCAUCAAGCCAUUCCAGGUCACCUUCCCUCAUGGAAAGAUACAGAAGGAUGGAAGAAAGGAGUCCUGUAAACCCAUCCUCAAAGUGGAGUACAAGACCUCGAGGAGCAGCGAGCCUUUUGUCAUCUUCUCGGGGGGGCUUUCGUAUGACAAGGCAGGGCGGCGGCCAACGCUAACCAUCAUGCACGGCAAGGCCAUCACCGUGCUGGAGAUGGACUAUCCUAUAGUGGAGUUCAUGGCACUCUGCGAGACUCCUUACAACAAUGAGGUCCAGGAGCCUUAUGCAGUGGUGGUGCUUUUGGAGAAGGACUUAAUCGUGGUGGAUCUGACACAGAGCAACUACCCUGUCUGUGAGAAUCCUUACCCCAUGGACAUCCACGAGUCUCCAGUCACCUGCACGGCCUAUUUUGCGGACUGUCCGCCCGACCUUAUCCCCAUCCUCUACUCCAUAGGAGCUAAACACAAGAAGACCGGCUACAGCCAAAAGGAGUGGCCGAUUGCUGGAGGAUUGUGGACAGUAGGCUGCAACACCUACCCAGAGAUCAUUCUCACAGGACAUGCUGAUGGAUCAAUUAAGUUUUGGGACGCAUCUGCAAUCACACUACAGAUGUUGUACAAGCUGAAGACCUCCAAAGCCUUUGAGAAGCCAAAGCCAGUAGAAGGCAGGGCUGCUGACUUGAUGGAGGAAGACCCCUUCGCUGUCCAGAUGGUCAGCUGGUGCCCCCAGAGUCGCAUCUUCUGUGUGGUCGGCAUAUCAGCUCACAUCAUUCUGUAUCGCUUCAGCAAAUAUGAUGCCAACACUCAGAUUACGUCAUUGGAGGUGCGCCUACAGUGUGAGUCGGAGGAUGUCAUCUCUCCGUCCGACAAUGAAAACAACCCCUGCUUCUCUGAGUCCGGCUCCCACUCCCCGCAGACCCACCACCAUCACCCAGCCAGCCCUGGCAGCAAGACCCCCGAGGGGAACAAAGACACCAUCCCCUGCCUUAAGGUGAAGGAGCGGAUGGUCAGGGUCCCUCCUGGCUACCAGGCAGAGCUGGUCAUCCAGCUGCUGUGGGUCGAUGGAGAACCUCCACAACAGAUCACCAGCCUGGACAUCAACUCUGCCUAUGGCCUUUUGGCGUUUGGGAACUGUAAUGGCCUAGCAGUGGUGGACUACUUGCAGAAAACCAUCCUGUUGUGUAUGUCCACACUGGAUCUGUAUGGAGGCACGGACCCUUACCAGCGCCUUACCCGCUCCCCCCGCAGGAACAGACAGUCCACCUCAGACUUUAGCAUGCGUGGCCUGUCUAACUUUUAUUCAGAUUCAAAGAAAAGGAUCCGUACAUCCUAUCAGAGCCUUACGGAACUCUCUGACAACCAGCAGUCCAUUGACAUGGAGAGAAGCAAGUCGCCCACCUCAGUUCAUUACCCAACCUCCCUUCACAAUGACCCACGCGUCCUGCCCGAGCCUGUGGCCAGUCUGAGAGCCAGCCACUGCAGUCCAGUCUUUUACUUGCUGGACAAUGUAAAGGGACCCGGCAGAAAGUUAAGUCUGCCGACAGAUCUUAAGACUGAUCUUGAUCAUGUCAAUGGACAUUGCACUAGCCCCACCUCCCAGCCCUCGGCAGGCAAGCCUCGUGUCCCGAUGGGUCCCGAGGGGCCACGGCUUACCCGCAGAGGCCCUGGCCGACCGCCCUUCCGCAAGGCCCAGUCUGCUGCUUGCAUGGAGAUCUCUUUGCCUGUGUCCCACACUGAAGUAGGUUAUGCGUCCAGGAGGGCAAUGCUUCAGCAGUUUCACGGAGUCACUAUGUACUCCCAUGACGAGCAUCACAGCACCCCCCCCUACAGCUGGACUGACAAAGAGAGUCGUGAAAACUCCUUCAGCCGCUCACGCAGUUCCAGCGUGUCGAGCAUCGACCGGGACACCAAAGAGGCGAUCACCACGCUGCAGUUUGGAGAGUCCUACGGGCGCAAGAAUGACGCCCUGCCCAACCCGUGUCUGUGGGUGGGCACCAGCUUAGGCGUGGCCCUGGUCAUCCCAAUGUCCAUUCCCACAGACCACGAGGAGAGGAUGGAGGUACCAGUGACCAUGGGCCCCAGCGGCACGGUGCUGAUGCUGAAGGGCUCAGUUUUACGAUUUGGCUUCUUGGACUGCAUGGGAUCGCUCAUUCAGAGCCCCUACGAGGUUUGGCGGGACCUCAACGGGCCCGAGGACCCUGACCGCGUGCGGAAGCGCAAGCUGGUCCACUUCUCGCCGUCGUCCUCCCAGGACUCCUGCGGAGAGGGACAUCUGGCUGUGGUGUGCUCCGAGAGGCAGGCCAAAGUCAUCCUGAUGCCCUCGCAGUCCGUCCUCUUCGUCCACAACAUCACCGAGUCGUCCUUCGUGCUGCGCGCCGACGUGGUCUCUGUGAGCAACAGUGUGUGCCUGGCCUGCUUCUGUGCCAACGGGCACAUCAUGACUCUCAGUUUGCCCAGCCUAAGACCGCUGAUGGAUGUCAAUUACCUGCCUCUGACUGAUAUGCGCAUCGCAAGAACCUUUUGCUUCACCAACGGGGGGCAGGCUCUAUACCUCAGCUCCCCCACAGAGAUCCAGAGAAUUACAUACAGCCAGGAGAUGUGUGACAACCUGCAGGAGAUGCUGGGGGAGCUGUUUACACCGAUAGAAACACCAGAGGCCCAGAACAGAGGCUUCCUAAAGGGCUUCUUCGGAGGAAACUCUCAUAACUUCGACAGAGAAGAGCUCUUUGGCGAGGCAUCAGCUGGGAAGGCUUCUCGCAGCCUGGCCCAGCACAUCCCCGGGCAGGCGGGCAUGGAGGGCAUGAAGGUGGCAGCGAGCGGGGUGGUGGGGGACCUGGCCCGGGCGCGCAUCGCUCUGGACGAGAGAGGCCAGCGGCUGGGGGAGCUGGAGGACCGCACCGCCCUCAUGAUGACCAGCGCAGACGUCUUCUCCAAACACGCUCAUGAGCUGAUGCUAAAGUGCAAGGACAAGAAGUGGUACCAAUUCUAAAAACAGGGAGGAGGUCUGAGGCUGCGCUCGGACUGCUGGGAGCUUAACGCCGGUACAGAGACUUUCACUCUACAAAUGAGAGCAAUUAAAAGAGAGACUCAGGAGUGACUUUGUCUUUACGGCUUCUGGACUGGCUGCGGCACUGUCACAUUGUUGAAGGACGGGGACGUGUUGGUUCCUUGUCUAGACAUGUAGUGAUGAGGACAGAAAGGAAUGGCGAUGUUUGAAGAUCUGAAGAUGGAACUGGAAUAAUCCGACAAGUCUGUCUGUGCGUGUGUGUGUGUGCGUGUGUGCGGGUGUGUGUGUGUGGGUGUGUGGGUGUGUGUGUGUAUGUCUGUGUCUGUGUGGUUGGGUUUUCUGGACCUCACUGUGUAGAUACUCAAGAUAAGAAACCAACAUGAAAUGCAUGAAACAAAAUGGAUGACUAUUAAAAAUAUCCAACUGCCAUAUAAUAAAGCAGCAUGCUACUUUAACAGGAGAUACACAAAUACAAAAAAGUUUUAUUUAAUGAUAUAAGCCAACAACAGAACCUAUAAAAAACUUUAUAUUUUUUGAAAUAUUGACAGAAAACUAUAUAUAAAAAGGGAAAUGUAUACCUGCAUUGCUAUUAAGCCAAAACUUGUGUUCCUUUCCCUUUAAUUUUGGUUUGUUUUCAUUAUUUUUUCUUAGUCUCAGCCAAUAUGUAAUGCCACAAUAUAGAUGCACAUAGUACGCUUUCUAUACACACACUUAGAAUAAUGCUCUGUUCUUACUCUGGGCUGCACAGGGCAAACACAAAUCCGUUGUAUUUACACUUACCUCCGCACAGUGUAACCACGCUAAUAUCACUUUUUCGGCUGCUACUUAACAAAAUGAUUAAAUGAUGAGUAAUAUCUCACAUACCCAACUACAGUUGUACGGAAACAGAGAGCAGGUUGUUGUGAGAGAGGCUAAAAGCGUAUCCUGGACACAGUGUGUUUAUGGCUAUAGUAUGAACCUAUAUACUAUUCACGUGCCAUAAAAAAACAAGAUGAGUGGAUCCACUCACGGAAAACUUACUAACAAAGAGCUAACAUGUGAAAGUCAUCAUGUUUCCUGUUUGAUCAGAACAGACGAGACAUUGAGUUGGACUUGGAGGGCAUUUAUCAGACUCACAGUUAUCUUUAUGAAAAGAAAUGAGGGUGUUUUUUAUUUUUGGGGUUUUGCUGGUUCACCAUUUCAGUCUUUAGCUGCCUUUGUCAGACGUAUGAGUUAAGUGAGCCAUUAGGUGUGUGUGUUUGUGUGUGUGUGUGAGAGAGAGACAGAGAAAGGGUGCCAUAAACAUGAAUGACACCCUCCCAUUUCUCUAUCCCUCUGUCUUUUAGAAGUUGUGGUUUAUGCGUUUUUACCUGAGCUCCUCUCAUGAUCACAAACAAUAAUGUCAAUGAUUGUCAGUGUCUUUGUGACGGAAGAGGAGUUGGAAUCACACACGCUUAAUUGCUACCAACUCCCUUGCGAGUCGUUAAUCAGUAAAAGAUUCAGGAGAAGUAACAGUAUUUCUUUUUCAGUGAUGUUCAGAUGUGAGUCAGUGAAGAAACUAUGUACAUGUGUAAAACAUUUGCGGCGAUUUCAACCGAAGGCAAAUAUGUUCUUAUUUCCGUUCAAUAUUGUUCUUGAUGACUAUGAUAUCCUCUCGUCGCAGUCCUAUAUUUGAUAGUGAUGGCCUCUCAACUGAAGGCUCUUGUAUGUUAAAAACAACAAAUGUUUCAUGAUACAUGGUUGUGUAUCAUAUUGUGAUUGUGUUGUACAUGUCAAUGGGUAGCCACAUGACAUGGGCAAACAGCAUUAACUGAGGAGGAUAUUUUGUACUUGUGUAUAUGUCUGUAUCUUGAAUUGAUCUGAAAAACCAAACAGAGGAUUAUUGAUAUCUAUUUCUCACACAUCAGGCCUUUAUGAACACGAGCAUUAACACUUAGAAAGCGUUGCGCCUUGACCAUGUUGACGUCACUCCCACAUGAAAUAUGCACAGCGACACAUACGCUCAAAACCUGAGAAAAUAAUACCUUAAUCUAUCUGCAUUGCUAGUCAUUUCUGCUGAGGCAUUUCUUCAGUUUAAAUUGCCUUCAAACCCAUUUUCUCUUCCACCACACCCGACCUGAAAUCCCUAAAGCAGUGCCAUGCAGAUUUUCGAAAUUACACAUGAUUUGAUUGAAUGAGGUGUCUUAAACAUGUAAGAAAAAAUAAAUGACUCUCCUAUCUCUGUACCGUUAAUGAGAUUUGUGUUCAGUGCAGUUCUUUCAAUGGCAGAGAAAUAAAAUCGCAAAAAAACUAAAACAAAAGGAAAUAAUAACAAAAAAAAUUCUGACUUCUACUGACAGGGUGUUUUGUUAGUAUGUUUUCGGUUUGUAUGUUUUUGGUUUUUAUAUUACCUGUACAGUUCAAUCUUGGGAGGAAGGUGAAACAAAAAAUGAUAAAAGAUAAAGACAUUCUCGGGAUAUUUUUCUCUGUAUAUGUUGUACCUGUUACUGCUGGUACUGUAUUCUGGUAUUCUGGCUCUGUCUAAAUCACUGGGACUCUGUAGUUCCUAACACUGUAGUGUCCUGGAAAAGCAUUUCUCUGUUUUUCUCAAUGAUGGCAGCAAAGUUUGUCUUAUUUAAAUGGAUUCUACCACUUUUUGUUCUUAUUGAUAUUAUACUAGUGUAAUAGAAAU
This is a messenger RNA of Trematomus bernacchii (emerald rockcod), 7243 nucleotides long. It is a transcript of the gene stxbp5l, whose product is annotated as syntaxin binding protein 5-like. Lineage: Eukaryota; Metazoa; Chordata; Actinopteri; Perciformes; Nototheniidae. The record is from RefSeq and is a predicted model, not a curated record. Gene Ontology annotation, molecular function: myosin II binding; syntaxin binding; GTPase activator activity. Gene Ontology annotation, biological process: regulation of protein secretion; regulation of exocytosis. Gene Ontology annotation, cellular component: cytoplasm; plasma membrane; SNARE complex.